AUGCAGAAUGUCACUGAAGUUACCGUGUUUGUGCUGAAGGGUUUCACAGACAAGCCUGAACUGCAGAUUACCUUAUUCUUUUUGUUUCUAGCAAUUUACCUCUUUACUCUGAUAGGAAAUUUAGGACUGGUUGUACUGGUCAUGGGGGAUCCUCGACUUCACAAUCCCAUGUACUAUUUUCUGAGUGUGUUGUCAUCCGUGGACGCCUGCAGUUCCUCAGUUAUUACCCCACAUAUGUUGGUAGAUUUUAUGUCAAAGAGUAAAGUCAUUUCACUCCUUGGAUGUGCAACACAGAUGUUUCUUGCUGUUACUUUUGGGACCACAGAAUGCUUUCUCCUGGCCGCAAUGGCAUACGAUCGCUAUGUAGCAAUCUACAACCCUCUCCUGUAUUCAGUUAGCAUGUCACCCAGAGUCUAUGUGCCACUCAUCAUUGGGAAGGUCUUUUCUACAUGCGGCGCUCACCUAACUGGAUUGUCCAUUUUUCAUGGUACAGUUCUCUUCAUGUAUGUGAGACCAAGUUCCAACUACACUUUGGAUCAUGACAUGAUAGUGUCGAUAGUUUACAUGAUUGUGAUUCCCAUGCUGAAUCCCAUCAUCUACAGUUUAAGAAACAAAGAUGUGAAAGAAGCCAUGAAAAGAGUGCUUAGGAAAAAUUGGCUUAUCAAUAAAGUAUCUUUUUACAGUAAAAAAUAA
Molecule: messenger RNA, 693 nt
Organism: Pteropus alecto (black flying fox)
Lineage: Eukaryota; Metazoa; Chordata; Mammalia; Chiroptera; Pteropodidae
Product: olfactory receptor 141-like
Exons: 2
Coding region: 1-693 (230 amino acids)
Biological process (GO): sensory perception of smell; G protein-coupled receptor signaling pathway
Cellular component (GO): membrane
Molecular function (GO): olfactory receptor activity; odorant binding; G protein-coupled receptor activity
Source: RefSeq, a predicted model, not a curated record